Pectinophora gossypiella (pink bollworm) is the source of this 1708-nucleotide messenger RNA. RefSeq lists its product as uncharacterized. The coding region runs from base 1 to 894 and encodes 297 amino acids. The record is from RefSeq and is a predicted model, not a curated record. NCBI's taxonomy places the organism in Eukaryota, Metazoa, Arthropoda, Insecta, Lepidoptera, Gelechiidae. The transcript has 6 exons.
AUGUUCCUUAUAGCUGGAAAAUGGGAAAAUUCUGCGUACCCGUGGCCACCGACAAGUGAGAACGAUAUCGAGGGCGCUUGCGGCGGCGCGGGCGCAGGCGAGCCUAGCGCGGAUAUACUCAGCCGCCUGCUGUGCGCUGUGCACGGGCGACACGUGACGUCACACGGCGCCCCUAUGACGUCACACGGCGCUCCGGUGACGUCACUCCCCGGGGUCGGCGGGGUCACGCCAGCAGGCACCGACGGGUCCACGCCCCCCUCCACACAUAGACACGACAAUGACCCGCAACUGUCGACAGCAGCGCACACGGACAUGCUGCUGCUCAACCUCAUGCGCAUGAACGGACUCACGCCGAAACAUUCCAAACACAGUCCAAAACGCAGCUGGUCCCUGAGCCGGCAGCAGGCGUGCGAGGAGGGCCGCGCGCGGCCCGCGGGCUCGGCGCCGCGCCGCGCGCUGCCCGCGCCCCCGCGCCCGCGCCGCGCGCCCCGCCCCGCGCUGCUGUCGCCGGGGCAGCUGGCCGGCAGGCCCGCCUGCCCCAUACGUAACAUGCCACAUGUCGGGCCGCGAACACCAAUAGAGAACAUGGGGCCAGUGGGGCCGCGCACGCCGCCGGGCACCCCGGAGCGGCUGACGCUGUCGCCGCUGUCCACGGCGUCGCUGCUGGACGCGCCCCUCGACCCCGACCGCUACCCCGUGCUCGCCGACGGGCUCAGCGACAACGAAGAGGACACGCUGUUCGACAUGCUGCUGAACAGCCUGUCGCUGGAGAGCCCGGGCGCGGCGGAGGCGCCGGAGCGCGCGCGGCCCGCCACGCCGCCCGUGCAGCCGUGGUCGCCGCCCUCCACGCACGGCCCGCACGGCCCGCACAAGGACGCGCCCGACCUCGACUGACCUCGACCUCGACCACUACUCUCCCGUCGCGAGUACCACCAUUGACAAGCCGCCCCACCCGACGGUAUGCUCGACAAAAUAGUCGACCGCUUCACCGCCUGGUCCAACACAUUCAGAAACACUAUCGUGAAGGUGUACAAAGCGGCGGCCUGUCGCAAAUCCGACGACCGUCACCCGCUAGAAGUGUACGUCUGAGGCUCUUAGUUUAAUUAUCCCCUAGUCAUUCAGUUUGGGUACUCCGGUCGGGUUUACAAAAUUUACCGCUUCAUUCGCAAUGUGACAGGACGGCCUAUGGGCGCGAUGUACUUUUUAGGUUAGUAAGACGUUUUCCUCGUACGGUUUUGGAUUUGUAGUUGUAAAGAAACAGAGACACAUCGGAAAAAAUAUUCUGGAAAUAAAAACCGAUUGAAUUGUAAACAAACGGGAGAUAACUUGUCUCUGCUUUCUAAAUCAGCUCCCAAAACCUGAUGGCCUAUCUGAAGCGGAGGUCAGUAAAUUAGAUCUAAAGGGUAAUGUUAUAAACCGAGUACUGAACGGCGCAGGCGUUUGAUUGCGUUUGAUUCGAUUCACGCAAUACUAUGACAUGAAAAAGUAGAAAAUAAUUCUAAUUACCUGUAUUUCGCUGGUCAGAUCUCAAGUUCCGUAUACCUUUUCAAACUUAUAGCAAAGUAUAAGACUGAAAAAUGGUUAACGUCUUGAUAAUUAAAGGCAACGGUCGCCAGAACAAAUAUAUUGGUGACAUAACUCUGUAGCCCUCUUGAUGCCAAAAACUUUUGAAGUCACAAAAGUACAAUUUUGCUUUGAACAGCACACA